Girardinichthys multiradiatus is the source of this 2339-nucleotide messenger RNA. RefSeq lists its product as uncharacterized. The transcript is spliced from 4 exons. Lineage: Eukaryota; Metazoa; Chordata; Actinopteri; Cyprinodontiformes; Goodeidae. The record is from RefSeq and is a predicted model, not a curated record. The coding region runs from base 198 to 1571 and encodes 457 amino acids. Gene Ontology annotation, molecular function: protein binding.
AGCCUGCCACCGGACAGUGCUCAGUGUAACGCAGAAAAACACCCGGUCGUCUUCCGGUGUAAACAUCACCCGGAGGUUUGAAUAAAUUCACCGAUAACUUAACAAUAGCGAUACAUUAAAAAGUCUGUGUUAAUGACAGUAUAUUAACGCACAAGGUUAGUUGUCGUUGUUGUUCUACACACUUAGUGAAUGAAGUAAUGGAAGGACCGCCGCAGUUACCACCUGAACUUUGGGUUUAUGUGUUUAGCUACCUUAGCACAGAGGAAAAACACACUGUUCGCUCUUGUUGUAGGUACUUGAAAAAGCUUAUCGACCACCCAUCCUUGUGGAAGGAUUACACGUUAGUAAUGUCUGAACUGCGUCGCUACACCUACGGUUUCUGGCACACAUUAAAUUACCGAAAACUCACCCGGGUGGCUGUGCGACACUUGCGGCGAAAAGAGUGGAGACGUCUUGUCAAGUUCCUUCCGUCGCUUACGGCCAUAGUAUUUGUAGAUGGGGGGAGACAGUAUAAAGAGAAAUACAUGGACAACCUUGCCCGAUUUCCUAACCUUCGGUACCUGGGGGUACGGAACGCCACCUGGGAUGAAGCGUUGCUUGGCCGUAGCCUGAUGGAGCAUCUUCGAGAAAGACUUACUCACCUUAGCGUGUGCAACGUGCGGCUGCCCAGUACUGUGGAGUUCAUACAAACGGUGUCGCAGCUGGACAACCUGCGGUACCUUCUUUUCCACCAGCAGAGUGAGGGUUACGGGCUGGACACAGUAAGGCCUGUGCCCUGCAGCGACUUUCACACCAUGAUGCUAAAGCUGAAAAAGCUCAAUCACCUGUCUUGGGGGAUGAAGGGUGAGCCACCAGAGCCGCUUCCCGACGACUACUUGAGUCCACCGGAUCCAGACCAGCCUGGCGUAUCUUCGUAUGGUGGCCCUGCGCUGACCAGCCUGGAGCUUGUGGACUACCCAGAGACCAUACUUCCUGAAAAUGCUCUGAAGAGUCUGAUCUCGCUAAGGUCUCUUGCUAUCCGCUAUAGGUACAUCAGAGAAGGUAUUGAGUGUCGACUCAGGUCCUGGCUAAGCCCUCUGCGACAGCUGGAAUCACUCACCAUCAUUGGUGGUAAUUCCCUUGCUACAUAUACAACUACCAUCCCGCCCAGUGUCACCAGGCUGACACUGAGAGUCGCCAUAACUCUGAAAGACAUGGACUCCAUUGCACCUAAAGUUCCAGGACUUGAGCACCUGGACAUUGAGCAGAACCGUUCUAGCGGAAGCCUCUGCAGACGAAUCCCCAUGCUAUUUCCUCAACUCAAGACUCUUAGGAUACGAUUUUUCCGCCGAGAGCCAGAGAAAGACCUUCUAAGUCUCCACAAACUUCGACACCUGGUACAGCUGGAGCUACUGGUUGAGCGUUCAUUUAUCCUGAGAGAUUACCUUAAUGGCCACCCCUGGCCCAGCCCCUGUGUGCAGGAGCUUAUAAAUGAGCUUCGGGAGCUGUCCGAGAACAGGAUCACAGUCAUCACGACAAUGCGGCAGAGAAACCUUCUACGAGAGUGUGACUGUUUGUGGGAAGGGGACUGAUGUGCAAAUUUGAGAAAAAAUAGUUAUCAAAUUCUUAUAGCGCUACACAAAAGGACACUAUUAGCAAUGUUUAUUGGUUACUGAUGCAGUAGUUGGCUCUAUUCCUGAGGUAAAACAUCAUUCUACAUGUAAGCAUUUAUUAACAAACUGAAUUUCAAAUCAGUGGUUUAGAGGAUUUAUACACCAUUUAGCUUAUUUCAAACUGAUAAAAUACCAGCUAAAACAGAUUUCUGUGAUUGUCGGCUAGAAACCUGAAGAGGCACACUUUAGGUGAAAAUUCUAUGGCACUGAAAUUCUAAAAUCUAUUGCAUUACAUGUGCCAAUGCAGCAGGAGUCUGGCAUUGUGUUACAAAAUUGUUGAAUAUUAAAAUAAACUUAUUCAGUUCACUUAGAUUUUUAAACACAUAAUUAUCUAAGUUUUGAAAGUACUACAUUAAUUGGUUAAAGAAGCAAAAAAAAAAGUAAGUUUUUAGGAUACAUUUUAUUUAUUUUCAGAUUUUAUGCUUUAUGGAUACAGUCUGACUAUAGACAUGACAGGUAUUAUGAAGAGUUUGUUCCACCUACUAUGUAUCUUGAGCUUUUAAGAGAAAUUGUUCCAAGUCAUGAAGUGAAAUGGCUACAUUUUGUUUUUGCCUUCAGUUUAUUAUUAUACUUUAUUCACAUUUAGACCAUUUGUUAAACCAUACUUGACAUGUUACUGGCAGCAAUAUUAGUUGAUGGGAUGGCUUUCAUUUCAAGGAGUUUAAUAAAAGCAACAUGGGUCAUGUA